Molecule: messenger RNA, 1419 nt
Organism: Funneliformis geosporum
Lineage: Eukaryota; Fungi; Glomeromycota; Glomeromycetes; Glomerales; Glomeraceae
Source: the annotation of a GenBank genome assembly
AUGUCAAGAAAAGUAGUUUCAUUUUAUAAUAGUGAUAAAGAUUAUUACGAGUUUACUAAUUUUUAUCUAGUGCCAAUUAACAUUAGUGAAAUACCUCAGAGUUUAGGUUUAAGUUCGGCUUUAAUCAGAAACCAAUGGAAGACCAGCGAACACCUUUUCCAGGCUGCCAAGUUUACCGACUCAGCAAUCAUUGAGGAAAUUUAUGAAGCAAAAACUCCAAGAGAAGCCUAUGAUUUAGCCAAUGGGAGAAGUGGCAGAUAUAGAGGUAAUGGUGUAGAAGGAAAUGGUAUUAAUUAUCCUCUUAGAGAAAACGAGGGGGAAAAUUGGUUAGGAAGAGUAUUAGUUAAAGUUAGAGAAGAAUUAAAAACCAAUCAAAGAACUAAUUCUAAUACAACUUCAUCACCAAAAGGAACACCAGCGAACUCUUCCCAAACUUCUCCUGAAAAUAACAAUUCCAAUCCACCAAAACAAACCAAUAACGAAAAUAGUAAUCAUAAUCAAUCCCCUGAACCUGAGCAACCAGAGGAAAAAGAAAAUUAUUCACCAAACAAUAAUAAUGAUAAUGGUUCAAUUCCAACGGAUAAUGGUAAUUCAGACCAAACGGGCAACCAUAAUCAACCUCCCACAAAUCCCAAACCAACCAAAGAGGCUAAAAAUGCCUCAGAUAAAUUAAAUCAAGCUAAACAAAGUAAUGAUAAAGAUGAAAUAGUAAAUAUCCUUAAUAAAACCAAAGAGACUGUCCAAAAUAGUUCUGAUCCUAAUUUAAAUAAGUUAAGGAAUGAGACCGAAGAUAGAUUAGGUCAACUGGAUAAAGAAGAAUUAAGAAAAAUUAUCAAAGAAGAAGUAACUAAGGAAUUACAAAAGUUUAAAGUAAAAACUGAUGAUUUAAGUCCACAAAGUAAGCAAAAACUCGAAGAAUUGAAUAAUAAUAAUAAUAUCGAGCCUAAUGAAAUCAAAAAUAUCCGAACUAAAGUCUUAAAUGAUGCCGGAAUGAAAGCCCUUAAUCAAUUAGUUUUUGCCUUGGAAAAAGUUUUAAAAUCUGGUCUUUCCAAGCAAACCAAAACUAAGAUUAGAGAAUUAGAAAAAUUUAUCAAGGCUUCUAAUGAAUAUGCUCAAAAUGCUUAUAAAGAAAAAAAAAACAAAGUUGAUCAGUUAUUAGCUCAAGCCCGUAACCAGUCCGAUCAAAACCAAACCCCAGUAGGGUUCGACGGAGGAGAAAAAUUAGGUAAGGUUUACGUUGAUUUAUUUAUAAAUUAUGUUUUAAAAUGUGCUCCGGUAACUCAGUGGAUAGAGUACUCGUUUCCUAAACAAGUAGUCGAAGGUUCGAAUCCUUCUCGGAGCGCCAGUAAACAUGAAAAAACUUUAUUUGCUGAACAAGGAUUUAAAAGAGGACUGGUUAAUUUAUUGCUCGAUCAUUAA